Molecule: messenger RNA, 4712 nt
Organism: Effrenium voratum
Lineage: Eukaryota; Dinophyceae; Suessiales; Symbiodiniaceae
Source: the annotation of a GenBank genome assembly
UUAAAGCCUUAACCGACAAACACAAAAAUCGGCGCGGCCGUGGUGCUUCAGGCGCAAUGCCAACGGAAUCUCGGUCGGUGGUGCUUGAAGAGCACGUUGACUCGGAGUAUGAGCCAACCGAGCAAGAGAUCUUGGAUUAUUCCGAAUGGCUUGGUAUGGACGUGGAAAAGGACAAGGAUCUCAUGUGGAUCGCUAGGGCUGGCCUGAAGGUGCCUUUGCCUCCUCCGUGGAAGCCCUGCACCACCGGAGAGGAAAGUGAAGUUUUCUAUUUCAACUUCGAAACCGGUGAGAGCGUGUGGGACCAUCCAUGCGACGAGUUCCACCGACUUUUGUACAAAAAAGAGAGGGCCAAGAAGCUUGGCCUGGAGUUUGAUGAGGCCGAACUGGAUACAGUUGCGGAACGCCUGGGACUUUCAACGAAAAGCGAGGGUGACGCGCUUGAUGAAAGCGGCAGCAUGGGCAGCGAUGGAGAUGCCAAGAAGAAAAAGAAGAAGGACAAGAAAGACAAAAAGCCCAAGAAAGACGAAGCCAAGUUAGAGGCGCCAAAGACACUUGCGCCUUUAAGUGCCAGGGCUGCAGGCCCCAAGCUGGAGGCAGCGGAGGUGGCCCAUGGAAUUGAGGCGGCGAGCCUCCCGUCAUCUGAGUCGAAGAUGUCUUCCAGGGAUCCCUCGCAGUCCAUCCUCAGUGAGGAUGCCGAGCAAAACGAGGCACCUAGACAAGUGAACAGAGAUCAAGAAGGGCCGCCCAAGCCGGCAGCGGGCUUGCCACCGCCUCCGAGUGGUGAGCCGCCUUCCGUAGCAGAGCCCAGAAGCUCCAGCGCAAGCUUGCAAGAGGAGAGAAGCAGGCUGGAGGAGCAACACGAGAAGAGCGUUGCUGCCAUUCAGGCGGAGCACAAAGCGAAGCUAGCGAAGCAUCGCCGGGAGCUACAAGAUGAGUUUGAGCUGGAAAAAGACCGAACCUUUUCUGAGCUCCAGGAAAAGCAUGAGAAGCAAGUGCGGGAAGAACGGGCACGAUUGCAGCAAGAGCUCGCGUCCAAGAAGAAGAAGACAAAGGAGGACCUCGAAAAGUUACUUCAAUCGGAGGAGGAGAUGCGAGGCAAGCUGAGCGAGGCGCAGGCGGAGGCAGAGAGAUGCAGGAGUGAGGCAGCGAGCGUGACGAGGAAGUGCUCCGCAUACGACGAAAGGGUUGCCAGGUUGGAGGAGGAUCUCAAAGCAGCGCGAAAAGAGAUCAGCGCGAGAAAGGAGGUGAAGGAGGCCGAGAGCCUCAAGGCGCAGCUUCAAGCUAAGAAUGAGGACAUCGACAGGAUGAAGGCAGGGGCGGCGGCGAACGUCGACCGCGUGGCGAAGUUGGAGGAGGAAAUGCAGCGACUUCGGACAGCGACGGCGGACAUCGAGGCGCUGUCCAAAGAGCUCCAGGCCAAGAAGGAGCAGUGCGGAGAUUUGGAGAAGCAACUGGAGGCGAAGAGCGCCAAUCAACAGCUUGAGGUGGCCGACCAGGCCAACGUGCUGCAAGAGAAGCUAACCCAGAGCCAACAGGAUCUGGAGCGAUCCAGAGCAAAGGUCGCCUCCCUCGAGGCCUCGCUGAUGAGUGAGGUCGAGGCGAGCAACAAGCUCCAGACGAAGCUCUCCGAGUCCCAGUCCGACCUGGCCAAGGCGUCUGGCAACGCGGCGCAAAUCGAGGAGCUGAGACGCGAGCUGGAUGAGAGGGUUCGGGAGCUCGAAGAAGUACGACGCUCGAUUGCAACAGAAAGGUGCGCAAGUGUCGAAGAGCUGCAAAAGCUGAAGACCCAAUUGGAGGAGGAGCAAAGGUCGUCUGCCAAAGCAACAGCUGGUUACGAAGAAGCUGCCCACGAGCUGACCACUCUGAAGGCGAAAGUGGCAGAAGAGCGCGACUUGUGCGAAGCCAACAAAGAGGAGGCAGCAGCAUCAGCGCAAGAGAUGAAGCGUGUGCAGGCUCUUCUGGACAAACAGCGCCAGUCGGCAGAAGAGGAGCGGGGCCGGCUGCAGGAUGAGCUUUCAAAGGGCAAAGAUGUGUACCAACAAGCUCAGGCAGAGAUUGAAGAUCUCAAAAAGCAGCUGACGGCUGCGCAGGAGAGCCAAGUCUGGGCUGAUGAGAUCAGGACCCUUAAAGACCAGUUGGAGCAGGCCAAAGCCGACGCAGACAGCUUGAGGGCCAGCCUGGAGACGAGGACACUGGAAUGUUCGCGCUUGCAAGAGCAAGCAGCGAAGACACCAGCCGCUGAUGAGAUUGCAACCAACGCCAAGUUGAAGGUUGAGGUGUCCACUUUGAAGGCCGAGCUGGACACGUGGCGUGCGGCAUGCAACCGCUUGAGCGAGGCCAGUGAGUCGGAGGUGCCGCGGCUUCAAGCUCUUCUUCAGGAGGAGAAGGCGGCCACAAGUCGCGCCAAGGCUGAGGCGGUCGAGAGCUUGGCGCAGACCAAGGCCCAGGCCACGGCAGUUGCCGCCGAGCUGGAAGUGCGAUCAAAGGAGUGUGGCCGUUUGCGAGCCGAGCUUCAGGCCGUGAGGCCGGGCGCUGCGCUUCCGCAGGAUGAGGUGAGGGAACUGGUUUCCCUUCGUGCCAAAGUGCUGGAGCUUGAGACAGAGGUGGCAACACUGCACCAGGCGAACAGAAGCAGCGCGAGCACCGAUGAGCACAAGCUCCGGUCCAUGAUCAAGGAUCGAGAUGACGCCAUCCUCCGAUUGCGCGCGGAUCUAGCCCACAAUUCGGCACGCCACUCACAGGAGAUCGAGGAGCUGCAGACAAAGGUGAAUGACGCCCGCCAAGAAGAAAGGCAGCGAAGAUCCGAUGACAAUGCAUAUGUCAUUUCCGAUCUCAAGGCAAAUCUGCGUGCACGAUCUUCUGAAGUGGAACAGCUCCACUCUGAGGUCAGGGCGAGCAAGAGCGAGCUGGAGCGGGUGCGUGCCGAAGCUCGACAUGUGGAGGCUCGCGCAGCGGCGCGAGAAAGCUCCAACAUCGAAGCCGCCAAGGCUGCCGUCACAGAUGAGUGGAAGCAAGAGGUGGAUCGACUCCAGGCAGACCUUCAAAGCCGAGCAACGGAGGCGUCUUUGGCCAAGGAGAAGGCCGAGCGGCUCGCACGCGAGGUGCGCCGUGUUCAGCAGGAGGAGGGUCGCACCGCCAAGGGUCAAGAGGCGCUGAGAGAGGAGCUGGAGCAGGCAAAGCAGGCGAGCAAGUUGGCGCAUGAAGAGGUGGCAGAUGUCGAGCGCCGCUGUGAGGAGGCACGAGCAGCGGUCAGAGCCGAGCGCUCUAGCCGUGGCCAUGCAGAAUCACAGGCCCGCGAGUACCAGCGGGAGCUUCGAGUGCUGAAAGCACAGCUGCAGGAGCAGGCAGCGGAGUCAGAGACGCUGCGAAAUGAGGUGAGGAAGCAGAGGUAUUUGCUGGAGGACCAAGAUGCAGAGCUCGCCCGCCAGGAAGCGCGAAGCUUGGAGAAGCGUCAGGAAGAGGACCACAUGGCAGUCACAGGCCUCCGCACGGCUGUGGAGCUCUCCCAGCUGUCUCCAGAUCUGGAUCUGGGAGCGGAGCACGAGCCAGAAGAUCAGACAAUGCAGCCCGAGAGCGACGCCGCGCUUGAGGAGGCCAGAGAGCUGGACGACGAAUCCCACAUAGAAGCCUUGGACGAGAUUGGUGAGGAGGUGCGUGAGAUACCUCCAGUGCCUGGAGAUUGGCAGCUGGCUUGGACAGCAGCUUUCACCACAAGCCAUGGCACGGCUCGUUUUUCCCGCGGUUGCCGGAAAUACCGGGCGAUCUCCAGCCCGUUGACCUGCAUUCCAGCAAGACACACCGUGGUCAGGUGGGAAAACACCAGUGAGAAGAAGUGCGAGGAGGCCGCUUCUCCGGGGAAGAGCGUUGAAGGCGAUCUGUGCGACAACUUCUCAGGGCAGGCAGCUGCGCUGCUGGAGGCAAGAAGGAAGGAGCUGCGACAAGAGCGGGCGAGUAUCUUGGAGCUUCGGCGGCAAUGGAAGCACGAUGCGCAGCGGCUUCGUUCAUCCAGUGCAUCCCGAGAGCAGGCGCUCUUGCAAGAGGCUAGAGCAGCACUUGACGAGCGAACCAGUACCUUGAACAGGGCCAUAGCCGAGCACCGCGUCAUCCAAGAAGCUCUUCGAGGUACACCUCGCCAGGGAACGGGCGCUGAGCGCUUCACAGCAGCUUGGAAGGCUGCCCGCGGGGACACCGGAGGAGCACCGAUUACUCCCAGGAGCCGGAGCAGUGCGUUGUCUGUUGCAGGAAAGCAAGAGCGUCGUGAUGCGUAUCCACUGAGCACAUAUGAGGACCUCAACGUUCUGCGUCGUUGGCAGCACAUCCUGGGGCGUGAGCCGCCCAGAAGGUCGCCGCAACUCGGAGGAGCAGCUCGCUCCACCUCGCCUUUGGCCAGUCGACGUAGCCGAAGCUCCCGGGAGGUGGACCACCACCUGAGUUGGUUGCAGAACUUCUCGCGCCAGGCUGCUCGACCGCUCACUGCAAGGAAUUGCUAUGGAGGCUGGUAGCCUGUCUGCACCAUGCAGACACACCAACCUGAGCGCGCAAGACCCGCGGGUCAGUUUUCAUGCUUGAGACUUGUUCUCAUGAAAUUAAUGCAAAUUACACGGUACGUUUAGAGGGCCGUUUAGAGGGCCGUUUGGCCUUUGAAGGGCCGUUUGAGACGCCAGAGAUAGGAGAAUUUGGUUUCGUGUCCUUCUUAGAAGGCCUGCUUGCUG